AUGCUUUCAUCUCGGAUCUUGUUAUACUUCGACUUCGACGAGCAUGAGGCCGCACGGCCGUCUCCAGUAAGUACACCGCGCGGCGUCCGCAAUCGCGCACAUAGCAAAAUUCAAGUCGCGGAACGGGUGCCGUUCCUGCUCCGGUUCUCAGCGGCGAAGAUUUGGGUGCGCUAG
Molecule: messenger RNA, 174 nt
Organism: Trametes versicolor FP-101664 SS1
Lineage: Eukaryota; Fungi; Basidiomycota; Agaricomycetes; Polyporales; Polyporaceae
Exons: 2
Coding region: 1-174 (57 amino acids)
Source: RefSeq, a predicted model, not a curated record